AUGAGAGAAUUUGUUCCUACUGUUCCAUUCCCUCAAAGGUUGAAGAAAAAAGAGCAAGAAAAGCAAUUUGCAAGAUUUCUUGAUGUAUUUAAAAAGCUCCACAUCAAUAUUUCGUUUGCUGAAGCAUUGGAGCAAAUGCCAAGCUAUGCUAAAUUCAUGAAGGACUUGCUGUCUAGAAAAAGAAAGCUUCAAGAAGAUGAAACAAUAAUGCUCACAGAGGAGUGUAGUGCAAUAAUUCAACAAAAAUUACCUCCCAAGUUGAAGGAUCCAGGAAGCUUUGUAAUCCCAUGUGAGAUUGGAAAUUUAAUGGUAAGCAAGGCAUUGUGUGACCUUGGAGCAAGCAUCAAUUUGAUGCCCUUGUCCAUUUUUAAAAGGUUGGGCAUUGGAGAAGUGAAGCCUACUAUGAUAACUCUACAACUAGCCGACCGUUCAGUAACUUGUCCUUAUGGUGUAGUGGAGGAUGUCUUAGUAAAGGUGGAUAAAUUUAUUUUCCCAACUGACUUUGUGGUGCUUGACAUGGAGGAAGAUGCUAAAGUCCCAAUUAUAUUGGGAAGACCAUUUUUAGCCACAGGGAGAGCAUUGAUAGAUGUCCAACAAGGUGAGUUGAUGUUGAGAGUGGCUAAUGAAAAAGUUACUUUUUCUAUAAACGAAGCUUUGAAGCUUUAUGCGCCGGGCAAGCUUGAGAAUGUGAGCCUCUGGAUGGCCCACAUCGGGCGUGGUGAGAGGGCGCUAGGCGCGAUAUCAGUAGGUGACUUGUGCUUUGUGGUUCUGGUGUGGCGUCGGGCGUGA
Messenger RNA from Cajanus cajan (pigeon pea), 789 nucleotides. The record is from RefSeq and is a predicted model, not a curated record. NCBI's taxonomy places the organism in Eukaryota, Viridiplantae, Streptophyta, Magnoliopsida, Fabales, Fabaceae.